Bufo gargarizans (Asiatic toad) is the source of this 1477-nucleotide messenger RNA. It is a transcript of the gene KCNK3, whose product is annotated as potassium two pore domain channel subfamily K member 3. Gene Ontology annotation, cellular component: membrane. The transcript has 2 exons. Gene Ontology annotation, biological process: stabilization of membrane potential; potassium ion transmembrane transport. Gene Ontology annotation, molecular function: open rectifier potassium channel activity; potassium ion leak channel activity. NCBI's taxonomy places the organism in Eukaryota, Metazoa, Chordata, Amphibia, Anura, Bufonidae. The record is from RefSeq and is a predicted model, not a curated record. The coding region runs from base 71 to 1207 and encodes 378 amino acids.
CUGCAGCCAUGACCUGGGGCACCGCGGCAACCUACCUGCAGGAAGCCCCUGAGACCCCCCGAGCUGCACCAUGAAGAGGCAAAACGUCCGGACCUUGGCUCUCAUCAUCUGCACCUUCACCUAUCUCCUGGUGGGAGCCGCCGUCUUCGAUGUCCUGGAAUCGGACAAGGAGACCACGGAGAAGAAGAAGCUGGAGGACAAGAUGAGCGAGCUGCGGGGCAAGUACAACCUGACGGAGGAGAACUACACCGAGCUGGAGUGGGUCGUCCUGAAGCUCAAGCCCCACAAGGCGGGGGUGCAGUGGACCUUCGCAGGGUCCUUCUACUUCGCCAUCACUGUGAUCACCACCAUAGGUUAUGGACAUGCUGCUCCCAGCACAGAUGGAGGUAAAGUCUUCUGCAUGUUCUACGCCCUCCUGGGAAUCCCCCUAACUUUGGUCAUGUUCCAGAGCCUGGGUGAGAGGAUUAACACCUUAGUCAGGUAUCUACUCUACCGUAUUAAGAAGUGCCUUGGAUUGAGACGGCCUGACGUAUCUAUGGCCAACAUGGUCAUCAUCGGCUUCUUCUCCUGCAUUAGCACCCUGUGCAUCGGAGCUGCAGCUUUCUCUUACUACGAGCAGUGGAGCUUUUUCCAUGCCUACUAUUACUGCUUUAUAACCCUUACCACCAUUGGAUUUGGAGACUAUGUUGCCCUCCAGAAAGACGCUGCUCUCCAAAACAAGCCCCAGUAUGUUGCCUUCAGCUUUGUGUACAUUUUAAUGGGACUGACCGUCAUAGGAGCUUUCCUUAACUUGGUAGUUCUUCGAUUCAUGACCAUGAAUGCCGAGGACGAAAAACGGGAUGCUGAACAUCGGGCAUUACUGACCAGAAAUGGCCCCUCCAGCCUACAUACCACCGACACAAGUUCUUCAACAGGUGGCUUUCGGAAUGUGUAUGCUGAAGUUCUUCACUUCCAGUCCAUGUGUUCUUGUUUAUGGUACAAAAGUAGGGAAAAACUACAAUAUUCCAUUCCUAUGAUCAUCCCCCGAGACCUGUCCACUUCGGACACUUGUGUAGAACAGAACCACCACUCCCCUGGUCGAUGCAUGGGUACGCCAUCCAAUGGAUGUAUCUGUAACAACCAACAUUCAGCCAUCAGCUCUGUAUCCACAGGACUGCACAGUCUCUCUACGUUUCGAGGACUCAUGAAGCGGCGAAGUUCUGUGUAGUCCCCAUUCAUCCACAGUAUAGACUUUUAUUACAAAUUGCCUACUGAAAUUAGAGUAUUCACACAAAUGUACAGUGUUCUUUAUUUUCAUACCAUCUGACCCCUCAUGUUGAUUGGCUAUAGGUGAUUGUGAGUUGGGGGAUCAUGUAUCAAAGUGAGAAGAAAAAUUAGCCCAAGAAGAAUCCAGGUUAUGGUUCCAGGUGUAGAGGUAUCUGGUUGGCAUUCUACCAAGGGGUAGAGAAAUUCCUCUAGUAGAUAGCAUUAGACACCA